Cryptomeria japonica (Japanese cedar) is the source of this 5851-nucleotide messenger RNA. Its product is annotated as pentatricopeptide repeat-containing protein At3g09040, mitochondrial-like. Gene Ontology annotation, biological process: RNA modification. Gene Ontology annotation, cellular component: intracellular membrane-bounded organelle. The record is from RefSeq and is a predicted model, not a curated record. Bases 158 to 4939 code for a protein of 1593 amino acids. The transcript has a single exon. NCBI's taxonomy places the organism in Eukaryota, Viridiplantae, Streptophyta, Pinopsida, Cupressales, Cupressaceae. Gene Ontology annotation, molecular function: RNA binding; protein binding.
CAAAGCCAAAUUCGGCUUUAGAAAACUCAUGUGCGAAUGCUCCCAGGCUUACCACUGGCAAUGUUACUCUGGUAGAAGUACACUAAACAAGACUGCACAUUUUCCAGAAUCAUAAAAUGCAGGAGGAAUCAACUACUCAUCUCAGUCUCUCAGCGUUAUGUCGGAGGAGGCGCUGCACAUUCUGCUUACUACACACAACCCUCCUGCAGAUUACUCUACAUAUCUUCACUUAUUGCAGACCUGCAUUCUCAAGAAUGCGCUUUCACAAGCGAAAAAAGUCCACUCUUUCAUCGCUCACAGGCGAUUUCCAUUUGCUACACUUACAACUUUUCAUAAUAAACUUGUUUACAUGUAUGUCAAGUGCAGAAGUUUGGAGAAUGCUCGAAAAGUCUUUGACCACAUUAAAAAACGAGACACCGUCUCAUGGAAUACGAUUAUUGCAGCAUACGGAAGACAUGGGUGUCCUCACGAGGCAGUCACACUGUUUCACCAAAUGCAAGAAACAGGCCUGCAACCCGAUCAGUUCACAUUUGCCAGCGUACUCCCAGCCUGUGCCAAAAUAGGAGCUUUGGAACAGGGCAUGGCCAUCCAUAAAAGCCUAGAGGAUAGAGGAAUUUUGUCAGAUGUUGUAGUUGCAAGUGCUCUCGUAGACAUGUAUGCAAAAUGCGGAAGCAUUGACAGAGCCCGUGAAUUGUUUGACAGAAUGCCUCAUAGAAACGUGAUCUCGUGGACUGCAAUGAUUGCAGGAUAUGUACAAAAUGGAUUUGUUGAAAAGGGUAUAGAAACUUUCAAGCAAAUGCAAUUGGCAGGUGUAAAGCCAAAUUCGACAACCUUUGUCAGCAUCCUCCCCGCCUGUGCAAAAAUGGGAAUUUUGGAUCAGGGUAUGGAUAUCCAUCAAAGCAUAAAUGAUAGAGGAAUUUUAUCAGAUGUUGCAGUUGGAACUGCCCUGGUAGACAUGUAUGCAAAAUGUGGAAGCAUAGUUAAAGCACGUGAAGUGUUUGAAAAAAUGCCUCAAAGAAAUGUGGUCUCAUGGACUGCAAUGAUUGCAGGAUAUGCACAAAGAGGAUUUCUUGAAGAGGCUCUAGAAACUUUCAAGCAAAUGCAAAUGGCAGGUGUACAGCCAAAUUCCACGACCUUUUCUAUCAUCCUUCCUGUCUGUGCCAAACUGGGAGCUUUGGAACAGGGUAUUAACAUCCAUCAAAGCAUAAAGGAGAGAGGAAUUUUUUCAGACGUUGUUGCAACUGCCCUGCUAGACAUGUAUGCAAAAUGUGGAAGCACAGACAAGGCCAGUGAACUGUUUGACAAAAUGCUUCAAAGAACUGUGGUUUCAUGGAAUGCAAUGAUUGCAGGUUAUUCACAAAAUGGACUUGCUGAAAAGGCUUCGGAAACUUUCGAGCAAAUGCAAUCAGCAGGUGUAAAACCAAAUUCGACAACCUUUGCCAGCAUCCUCCCCGCCUAUGCCAAAAUGGGAGCAUUAGAACAGGGUAUGAACAUCCAUCAAAGCAUAAUGGAAGGAGGUUUUUCCAUAGAUAUUAUAGUUGGAAAUGCUUUGGUAGACAUGUAUGCAAAAUGUGGAAGCAUUGACAAGGCACGUCAUCUGUUUCACAGAAUGCCUCAAAAAGAUGUUAUCUCGUGGAAUACAAUGAUUGCAGGAUAUACACAAAAUGGAUUUGUUGAAAAAGCUUUAGAAACUUUCAAGCAAAUGCAAUUGGUAGAUGUGAAGCCAAAUUUUACAACCUUUGCCAGCAUCCUCCCUGCCUGUGCCAAAAUGGGAGCUCUAGAACAGGGUAUUAACAUCCAUCAAACCAUAGUGGAAGGGGGAUUUUCGUCAGAUAUUAUAGUUGGGAAUGCUUUAGUAAACAUGUAUGCAAAAUGUGGAAGCAUAUAUAAGGCACAUGAACUGUUUGAGAGAAUGCCUCAAAGAGAUGUUGUCUCAUGGAAUGCAAUGAUUGCAGGAUAUGCACAAACUGGAUUUGUUGAAAAGGCUUUCCAAACAUUCAAGAAAAUGCAAUUGGCAGGUGUAAAGCCAGACUCCACUACAUUUGCCAACAUCCUCCCUGCUUGUGCCAAAAUAAGAGCUUUGAAACAGUGUAUGUAUAUCCAUCAAAGUGUAGUGGAAGGGGGAUUUUCAUUAGAUCUUAUAGUUGGUAAUGCUCUGGUAGACAUGUAUGCAAAAUAUGGAUACAUGGACAAGGCACACAAACUGUUUGACAGAAUGCCUCAAAGAGAUGCUAUCUCAUGGACUGUCAUGAUUGCAGGAUAUGCACAAAAUGGAUUUGUUGAAAUCGCUUUAGAAACUUUCAAGCAAAUGCAAUUGGCAGGUGUAAAACCAGACUCCACAACCUUUGCCAGCAUCCUCACUAUCUGUACCAAAAUGGGAGCUUUGGAACAAGGUAUGGACAUCCAUAAAAGCAUAAUAGAAGAAGGAUUUUUUUCAGAUAUUAUCGUUGGAAAUGCUCUGGUGGACAUGUAUGCAAAGUGUAGAAGUAUAGACAAGGCACAUGAAAUGUUUGACAGACUGCCUCAAAGAGAUGUCAUCUCGUGGAAUGCAAUGAUUGCAGGAUAUGCCAUAAAUGGAUUUGAUAAAAGGGCUUUAGAAACUUUCAAGCAAAUGCAAUUGGCAGGUGUAAAGCCGGAUUCCACAACCUUUGCCUGCAUCCUCCCUGCUUGUGCCAAAAUGGGAGCUUUAGAACCGGGUAUGGAUAUUCAUCAAAGCAUAAUGGAAGGGGGAUUUUUGUCAGAUAUUAUAGUUGGAAAUGCUCUGGUAGAUAUGUAUGCAAAAUGUGGAAACAUGGAGAGGGCACUCACACUGUUUGAAAGGAUGCCUCAAAGAAAUGUCAUCUCAUGGAAUUCAAUGAUAGCAGGAUAUGCACAAAAUGGAUUUGUUGAAAAUGCUUUGGAAACUUUCAAGCAAAUGCAAUUGGCUGGUUUAAAACCAGACUCCACAACCUAUGCCUGCAUUGUCCAUGCCUGUGCAAAAAUUGGAGCUUUUGAACAGGGCAUUAGCAUCCAUCAAAGCAUAAUGGAAGGGGGAUUUUUACCAGAUAUUGUAGUUGGAAAUGCUCUAGUGGAUAUGUAUGCAAAAUGUGGAAGCAUAGACAAGGCAUGUGAACUGUUUAAUAGAAUGCUUCAAAGAAAUGCCAUCUCAUGGAAUGCAAUGAUUGCAGGGUAUGCACAAAAUGGGCUUGUUGAAAAGGCUUUAGAAACUUUGAAGCAAAUGCAAUUGGCAGGUUUAAAGCCAAACUGCACAACCUUUGCCAGCAUCCUCCCUGCCUGUGCCAAAAUGGGAGCAUUGGAACAAGGUAUUAGCAUCCAUCAAAGCAUAAUGGAAGGGGGAUUUUUGUCAGAUAUUAUGGUUGGAAAUGCUCUCAUAGAUAUGUAUGCAAAAUGUGGAAGCAUGAACAAGGCACUUGAAUUGUUUAAAAGGAUGCUUCAAAGAAAUGUCAUCUCAUGGAAUGCAAUUAUUGCAGGAUAUGUACAAAAUGGAUUUGUUGAAAAUGCUUUAGAAAUUUUCAAGCAAAUGCAAUUGGCAGGUGUAAGGCCGGACUCCACAACUUUUGCUUGCAUCCUUCCUGCCUGUGCAAAAAUGGGGGCUUUGGAACAGGGUGUUAGCAUCCAUCAAAGCACAAUGGAAGGGGGAUUUUUGUCAAAUAUUAUAGUUGGAAAUGCUCUAGUAGAUAUGUAUGCAAAAUGUGGAAGCAUAGACAAGGCACGUGAAUUAUUUGAUAGAAUGCAUCAAAGAGAUGUUGUCUCAUGGAAUGCAAUGAUUGCAGGAUAUGCACAAAAUGGAUUUGUUGAAAAUGCUUUAGAAACUUUCAAGCAAAUGCAAUUGGCAGUUGUGAAGCCAAAUUCGACAACCUUUGCCAGCAUCCUCCCUGCCUGUGCCAAAAUGGGAGCAUUCGAACAGGGUAUGGACAUCCAUCAAAGCAUACUCGAUGGGGGGUUUUUGUCAGAUAUUAUAGUUGGAAAUGCUCUAGUAGAUAUGUAUGCAAAAUGUGGAAGAACAGACAAGGCACACGAACUGUUUGACAGUAUGCCUCAAAGAGAUGUUAUCUCAUGGAAUACAAUGAUUGCAGGAUAUGCACAAAAUGGAUUUGUUGAAAAGGCUUUAGAAACUUUGAAACAAAUGCAAUUCGUAGGUUUAAACCCUGAUUCCACAACUUUUGCCAGCAUUCUACCCGCCUGUGCUAAAAUGGGAGCUAUAAAACAGGGUUUGAAUAUCCAUCAAAGCAUAAUGGUUGGGGGAUUUUUGUCAGAUAUUAUAGUUGGAAAUGCUCUAAUAGACAUGUAUGCAAAAUGUGGAAGCAUAGACAAGGCACAUAAACUGUUUGACAAAAUGCCUCAAAGAGAUGUUGUCACAUGGAAUGCAGUGAUUUCAGGAUAUGCACAAAAUGGAUUUUGCAAGGAUGCUCUCAAAAUUUUUGAAUUAAUGAAGCACUCUGGAACAUAUCCUAACAUUGUAAGCUUUGCUUGUGUUCUAUGUGCAUGCAGCCAUGCAGGUUUAGUGGAUGAGGGCUGUGCAUACUUCAAUCACAUGAGUAACCCUUAUUGCAUUACACCUACAGUUGAUCACUAUGUGUGCAUGGUUGACCUUCUUGGCCGUGCUGGCUAUCUUGAGGAGACACUAAGAUUUAUCAUUAAGAUGCCAGUUAAAAGUGUGGUGAUUGUGUGGAUGUGUUUUCUUGGUGCCUGUAGAUCACAUAUGAAUAUAGGCUUAGGAAUGUUUACAGCAACACUGCUUUUUGAUUUGGAUCCUAAAAAUGCUGCCACAUAUGUUCUUCUCUCAAACAUCUAUGCAGAAAUGGGCAGGUGGGGUGAGGUUCAAAUGGUAAGGAGAUUGAUGAAAGAUAGAGGAAUUAAAAAGAUCCCUGGAUGUAGCUGGAUUGAGAGCCAUAAAGUAGUACAUGCUUUUUGUGUAGGAGAAAGAUCACAUCCAUAGACACAGGAGAUCUAUGCAAAGUUGGAGAAUUUGCCUUGGGAAAUGAAGGCAGCGGGGUAUUUUCCAGAUUCUAGACAUAUACUUGAUGAUGUGGAAGAGGAGGUAAAAGAACUAUUUCUCUACCACCAUAGUGAAAAGUUGGCAAUUGCAUUUGGUUUGUUAAACAUACCCCCUAGAACAACUAUCAGACUUGUUAAUAAUCUUAGAGUAUGUGCUGAUUGCCAUACUGGAACGAAAUUUAUUUUAUCUCCAAGAUUGUUGCAAGAGAAAUUUUUGUGAGAGAUGCAAACUGGUUCCAUCAUUUUAAGCAGGGACAAUGCGUUCCAAUAUUUUAAGCAGGGACAAUGCUGUUGCAGAGAUUAUUGGUGAUGCUAAAUGAAGCAAUCUGAAAAUUGGCUUGCACUAUAAUAAUGUGCACUGUGUUACACCUAUAGUAAUAAUGAAGGGACAAGGUUUUAGUUUCAGUUUCUAGAAAGUCUCUUUUUAUUGAUGUUUGGAGUAUUUGGCAGUGCAGAUCACUCUGUUGGCUUCGCAAAAUUAGAUGCAUCCAGUGCAAUGCAGAUCACUGUUUAUAUACACUGUUGGGGUAACUGUCACAUACUUGUUCAUUAUAACACAGAUGUUUCAUUGAAUUGUUUUCAUAAAACGUGCAUAUAUAUGAAAUGAAAAGCAAGAGGAGGUGGAGGAUGGGGAAAAUCAGAAGUCAAGGAACAGUUGAAGUAAAUGGAAAGAUGGUUGUUCAGCAGGAAAUCUGAGAGGAAGGCUCACAAUUACUGUUGUCAUUUUUUAUAAUUCUUUUGUUUGUGUUAGUUGUAUCAUCUUUUGCCUAUGUCAGAUGAACCAUCUGAGAUUAAAUUACACAAUCCAGAUUUGGUAUGUAAUUUUAUAUAAUUGCAUAUAGAUUUUGUCUAA